AUGUAUCAUUCCUAUACUCUGUUAGACAACUUUAAAGUCGACUGAUUUUCUGUUGCUCGUCUCGCUGGUCAGUUCAGAUGGUUGAGGAGAACACACCGGAGUGUUCAGUUCGGUUGUCUACAGCUCAAAUAUUUUUUAGUGCGCUGUAUAAUAUUUCACAUUGUGCAUCCAUUUCGUCUCAACUUUGCAGUGUCCCAAUUAAAAUGAUUACGUUUACGCUGUUCCAAUUAACUGUCGUCUUUGAGGUAUUAUUUUUCCUCCUUUGGGCAUUUCCCAAUUGGGCCAACCUACCAGCUGGAAAACUUAUAUCGCAAGUAAAGCAAAAUGAUUUAUUGGAUGACAGGUCUACUUUAGGAUCAUGUGAUGUCGAAGAUAAAUGUGGAUUGUGUACGAAUACAACGAAAGAAGGUGGCGCAAUUGAAUCUUCAAAUUUCCGCGAUGAAGAUGCCCCAGAUUUGAAUUGUUCAUUCAAUAUUCAAGCGCCUCCGGGGUCACGAAUUCAGUUGGCGUUUACCCAGUUCCUUGUGGAUAAAUGCUGCGAUUUUAUUACCUUAUUUGGAUUUUUACAGGUGUCUGACGGAAAAAACGAUCCAUUUGAACUAAGGUUUAAUGGUUCCAACAUUCCAGAGCCAAUUACCUUUCCGUCUAGCCAAAUCGUUGUCAAGUUUACUAGAAAUACGAAUAACACAUCUUCCUUUAACUCAACAACUAAUAAUUCGGCUCGAUGGCAAGCAAGAUACAAGUUCCUAGCCGACAAAAAUCUGGUCAGUCAAUUGGAAACGGUUAAUUUGAAACCAUCGACUUCAAAUGAAAUCUGAAUUUUAAGUAAGAACAGCAUCUUUAAAUUUCGUAAUUUUGUGUUGUCAUUUGAAAAUAAAUGUCUGACAAUAUUUUUCAAAUUCGUCCCAAUAUUUUUAUGGAAUUAAUCGUUGCAGCAUUUAAUUUAUGUUUACUAUCUAUGUUCCUUUAUUAUAUACGCCAAUGAAAUGUAGGUC
Daphnia pulicaria is the source of this 995-nucleotide messenger RNA. RefSeq lists its product as uncharacterized. The transcript has 4 exons. The record is from RefSeq and is a predicted model, not a curated record. Bases 78 to 818 code for a protein of 246 amino acids. NCBI's taxonomy places the organism in Eukaryota, Metazoa, Arthropoda, Branchiopoda, Diplostraca, Daphniidae.